UCCCGCUCCUGCCUCCCAGGCAAUGCUCCUGGGGAGGCCUUGGGGAAGAUGCCACCCUGGGCGCUGUGCUCUCUUCCUCGGCGUGGCCCUCGUGCUUGACGCUGUGGGCCUGGUCCUUUUGCUACUGGGCAUCUUCGCCUCCCUCGACUUCUGGGACUUCUUGGUCUACACGGGGUCCCUGAUCCUGGCUUUCAGCCUGCUCUUCUGGAUCAUCUGGUACUCCCUCAACAUCGAGGUGCCUCUGGAGAAACUGGAUCUGUAGUUUGGAGGCGGGCAGAGGAGGACUCGGGCUUCCCGGCAGGCGGAGGGGCAGGGGCCUGCUGCGGCUCCCGCCCCAGAUGCCCCGCCAGGGACCAGCCCACGUCCCAUCUGGUGGAGAAGCAGCAAAGCAAGCUGAUGCCCUGUUUCUGCAACACAUCCUGUAACAGAACCCGGCAGGAACCAGAGGCCGUGAGGUAGAAGCUUUCAAGGCACCUGCUGGGAUGCCCAGGAAUGGCCACGCGUGCCCGGCUUCCGGCGGGUUCCAGGCUCCAUCAAGAGACCAGCACCCCUGCCCCGGGCCACUGACACCACUGCCGGCACCCCAGCCGUUUGUGAGGGUCUGGGGAGCCCCUAAUGUUCGCACAGUGGGGCUUUUAUGGCAAUAACCCUGCUGCUGUGGGCUUGCGCACCCAACGAGAAGUUCGUCCGAAGUCCGAACGGGACCGCCUGCGAGCAAAUAUCGCGCGACGUUGCUGCUGCUUCCACUCUCCGGCUCUUCGGACGGACUGCGCGGGCCCCUGGGGGACCCGGCUCGUCCGUCUCUUGGUGUCGUCCAGUCGUCACGGUAGUGUUCACGGUAGUGUAUUUCAACAUGCUGGCUGCCCAGGCAAAUGCAGAGCCAGUGCUGAGUGCAGGAGGUCCCCUUCCUCGGCGCUGGACACCCGGAACCGCCAGUGCCGCCCCCGACUUGCACGACCGGGCCACACAGGGGGGUGUUCACAUGGAGCUUUUAGUCAAAUGAAACCCUCCGGGCAUUUUUCUGACAAGUUUCUGACAAAGCAUUUUCUGGACUCUGCUGUGCUGUCCUUGCGUCAUUCAUUUCUUGAUCCUAAGAGCAGGCCUCUAUUUUUAUCUUAAUUCAGUUGCAUCGAGUCCAGUGCAGCCCAGCUAGAGCACCUAGCAACCUUCACAGGCCCAUCAGACGUGCUCAUGACUGUCACCUGCGCUCGAGCUGCCCCACUAAUUUAUAUGUCCCCCAGCUUAAUUUUGUACUCUUUAUUUAUAUCUCACCCUAAACGUGUAUGUCUUUUUUCCAGAAGCUGCCUCAGAUCUUUUGUGGUGUGAGGCAGUUACCUCAAUAAAGAAGCUGAUUGGCCUUUAUAACACAACAUAACCUAUUUCUGGGUCUGCGCGGUUUCAUAACUACUCCCAGACUCCCGGCUUUAGGGCAUCUUCUUCCCAUUCGUUUAACCUGCCUCUGUGCAAAUCCCGGAAUUCUACAUUCAGUACAGCACCUCUUGGGAAGAAACGCACAGAGCUCAGUGGAUGGAGACAGUACAAAGG
Molecule: messenger RNA, 1545 nt
Organism: Physeter macrocephalus (sperm whale)
Lineage: Eukaryota; Metazoa; Chordata; Mammalia; Artiodactyla; Physeteridae
Gene: TMEM238L
Product: transmembrane protein 238 like
Exons: 2
Coding region: 23-262 (79 amino acids)
Source: RefSeq, a predicted model, not a curated record